Molecule: messenger RNA, 1724 nt
Organism: Saccostrea cuccullata (small rock oyster)
Lineage: Eukaryota; Metazoa; Mollusca; Bivalvia; Ostreida; Ostreidae
Product: histone H2B-like
Exons: 1
Coding region: 110-481 (123 amino acids)
Cellular component (GO): nucleosome
Molecular function (GO): protein heterodimerization activity; DNA binding; structural constituent of chromatin
Source: RefSeq, a predicted model, not a curated record
CUCGAGGGUUCGUAAUGAACCUGUCCGCCGUUAUCCGUCCGUGCGAUAUAUAAGCCGCGAGGCGCGAGUCGACACUCAUUCGUUUUCAGUUUGAUAGCAUUCUGUAAACAUGCCACCCAAAGUCGGAUCUAAAGGAGCUAAGAAAGCAGCCACCAAGGCUAAGGCCCAGAGAACUGGGGACAAGAAAAAGCGCAGGAAGAGGAGGGAAUCCUACGCCAUUUACAUCUACAAGGUGCUGAAACAGGUCCACCCAGACACUGGUGUUUCCAGCAAGGCCAUGAGCAUCAUGAAUUCUUUCGUCAAUGACAUCUUUGAGAGAAUCGCUGCCGAGGCCUCCCGUCUCGCUCACUACAACAAGCGAUCAACCAUCACCAGCAGAGAGAUCCAGACCGCUGUCCGUCUCCUCUUGCCCGGUGAAUUGGCCAAACACGCCGUCUCUGAGGGAACCAAGGCUGUAACCAAGUACACCAGCAGCAAGUAAACUGCCUACUUGUAGAUCAGUAAAACAAAACGGCCCUUUUCAGGGCCACACAAAUUUUUCGAAAAGAUAUCUUCAUUACAGUCUUGAGAAACGAAUGUGUGUAUCUGGUGUUUGUAGGUUGUCUUUACCUUGUUCAGUGAUCUGUUAUAUGUGUCUAAGUAGUAUCUAGAAUUCACAUGUUUUCAUUAAGAAAAAUGAUUUGGCAAUCCGUGUAUGUCAGAAAGUAAAACACGCACACAUUUUUCAGAAAGAUGUACUGAAAAACCCUUCCAUUUAUAAAUAUUUACAGACAGUGAAUAAAUGAAAACAAGAAAUCAAGGGCCCCACAAAACAUGUUUUUAUAACAAGAUUGUAAGAUACAAAAACAAAUCUGUCCUAUGGCUAGUACACACAGUAAGUCUGGGAUCUUUAAUUUUAUAAAAGUAUUUAUUAAUUUAAAAUCAUAGAACUUAUGCAGCCUAGUAAUAUUCUGUAUGCACGGUUAUUAAAGUAGGCUGUUGCUCUGAAAGCAAUUUUCUGCAGUGUUUGAACCUCUCAUACCUCUAAUUGUUCCUAGUCGGGCUAAUUUAUGUGGUCUAUAUUCAUAUAAAUAUUGUUUAGUUCUCUAUGAUAGUACAGAUACUUUGCAUUUUUGCUGUUGUUCGAAUCUUGUAGAAACUGACAUUAUACUGAGUAUGACAAUUUAAACUGUUAAGCAUUUUUAUUCAUAUUAUAACGAUUUUUUAACUAACAUGACACUGUAAGUUAUAUGUAAAGGAAUCAUGUCAUUGGUUAGGAUUAAGGGUGACAUGAAUGAAACCUGAUUUUCUUUAAAAAUCUUAAUUAUACUAUGUACUACGUACAUACUGAAUACAUGUUUUGUUAAACAAAAAAAAAAAAAAAAGUCUUAUCUCAUAUACUGUAUGUACUCUUAGACAAUACAAGCAGGUGAACUUCAAAGGACAAACCUGAGAGCAUGAGAAAAGGUCUUAUUAAUGAAUGAAAUGUAAUUCAGGGAUUAAUAAAAUGCUCAAGAUAGAGAAAAAUAAAUGCAUUACAUUGUACACUGCAAAAUGUAAGAUGAUAAUAUGUAACUAUAUGUUAUGAAAUAAACCAAAUACGAAUCCUUGCGUUUCAUACUUUCACACAAAUAAACAUGCAGGGCCCUCUCGCUCAGCUUUAAUUUUGUUUUGUUGUUUUGCGUUUAUUUAUUUUUGCAUAUGAAUGAGGAGCAGGAAUCAUCAUAAAACAAUGUUUUGAGAAA